AUGGCCGACUCCCAGAUCCCGCAGACCCGGCGCACUGCCCCCACCGUCCUCUCGGCGGCCGAUCUCAUCGGCAACACGCCGCUCGUCAGGCUCAACAAGGUGCCGCAGAGCCUGGGCAUCGAGUGCGAGGUCUACGCAAAGACGGAGCUGUUCAACGCUGGCGGCAGUGUCAAGGACCGGAUCGCCCUGCGCAUGAUCGAGGAGGCCGAGAAGAGCGGCAGGAUCAAGCCGGGCGACACGCUGAUCGAGCCGACGAGCGGAAACACUGGUAUCGGCCUCGCCCUGGUUGGCGCCAUCAAGGGCUACAAGACCAUCAUCACCAUGCCGGAGAAGAUGUCCGCCGAAAAGGUCUCGGUGCUGCGAGCCCUCGGCGCCACCAUCAUCCGCACGCCCACCCAGGCCGCCUGGGACAGCCCCGAGUCUCACAUUGGCGUUGCCCGCCGUCUCGAGAAGGAGAUCCCCAACGCCCACAUCCUCGACCAGUACAGCAACCCUGCCAACCCGGAAGCCCACGAGUUCGGCACCGCCGAGGAGAUCUGGGAGCAGACCGGCGGCAAGGUGGCGGCUGUCGUCGCGGGCGCGGGAACUGGCGGCACCAUCACGGGUAUUGCCAAGGGGCUGAGGAAGCACAACAAGGACAUCAAGAUCAUUGCUGCCGACCCCCACGGCAGUAUCCUGGCCCUGCCCGAGUCGCUCAACGAGGAGCACAUGAACGAGGGAUACAAGGUGGAGGGCAUCGGCUACGACUUCAUCCCUGAGGUCCUUGAUCGCGAACUUGUGGACAAGUGGUACAAGACCGACGACCAGCAGUCUUUCUACCUUGCCAGGAGACUGAUUGCUGAGGAGGGCCUCCUUGUGGGCGGCAGCUCCGGCUCUGCCAUGGCCGCGAUGCUCUUGGCUGUGCGAGACUUUGGCUUCAAGAAGGGCGACGUCGUGGUGGUUGUCCUACCCGACAGUAUCCGCAGCUACCUGUCCAAGUUUGCCGACGACGACUGGCUGGCUGCCAACGGACUGCUACCCGCAGUUAGCGAUUCGACACCCCAGACUGGCAACAAGACCGCCUCUGACCCUUACCACGGCGCCACCGUUGCGUCUCUCCGCCUCAAGCCCGUCACGUCGGUUGCGGCUUCGGCUUCUUGCUCCGAGGCCAUCGAGACCAUGCGCGACAAGGGCUUCGAUCAGCUGCCUGUCCUUUCCGACUCCAGCAAGCUGGUCGGCCUCGUCACCCUGGGCAACCUCCUGAGCUACAUCUCGAGCGGGCGCGCCACGGCACAGUCCCAGGUCAAGGACGUCAUGUUCGACUUUGCCCGACUGGACGAGGUCGUCACGGACCCGCGCAAGCUGACGAGCGGUACCAAGGCGGGCAGCAAGCGCAAGUUUGUCGAGAUCACCAUGGAGACGCCGCUGUCCGCCCUCAGCAAGUUCCUCGAGUGGAACAGCGCUGCCGUCGUCACGGAUGGCAAGGGCGAUUCCAAGUCCUUGUCCAAGCCCAUUGCUGUCGUGACCAAGGUUGACCUGCUCACCUGGAUGGUGAACCAGAAGCUGUAA
Trichoderma citrinoviride is the source of this 1548-nucleotide messenger RNA. RefSeq names its product cystathionine beta-synthase. Gene Ontology annotation, cellular component: cytoplasm. The record is from RefSeq and is a predicted model, not a curated record. Gene Ontology annotation, molecular function: cystathionine beta-synthase activity; cysteine synthase activity. The coding region runs from base 1 to 1548 and encodes 515 amino acids. The transcript is spliced from 2 exons. NCBI's taxonomy places the organism in Eukaryota, Fungi, Ascomycota, Sordariomycetes, Hypocreales, Hypocreaceae.